Diprion similis is the source of this 4010-nucleotide messenger RNA. RefSeq names its product dynein axonemal intermediate chain 3-like. The transcript has 11 exons. The record is from RefSeq and is a predicted model, not a curated record. Lineage: Eukaryota; Metazoa; Arthropoda; Insecta; Hymenoptera; Diprionidae. Gene Ontology annotation, molecular function: dynein heavy chain binding; dynein light chain binding. The coding region runs from base 180 to 4010 and encodes 1276 amino acids. Gene Ontology annotation, biological process: inner dynein arm assembly; cilium movement involved in cell motility. Gene Ontology annotation, cellular component: inner dynein arm.
GCUGUAAGAUCAUCAGUGUAUUCGUUGAUUUGGAUUAUCACUUCGGAGUCGAUGUGGUCAUACCUUCAUUUCUUUUCCAGCUGUGGUUGUUUCCCUGGAGUGUCACAGAUUCACUGACGCAAUCAGCUGGAUUGAAAUCGUGAUUCAUAAAAGUCUGUCGAAAACUGAAACUUUUAAAAAUGAAUCCUGCAAAGGAAGCUAGCGUCGGUGAGACUGGUGGGAGUUUUGAGAGAUUCACCGAAGGGGCAGAAAAUGGAGCUUCAAGAGACUCGGAAGACGAACUUGGUCCAGACCAAGAUCAAGAUGAUGGCGCACAGUAUACCGAGCAUGAAUAUCCAGUGGAAAGUAGGGACGAGUAUGAUGAAGAACUGGAAGGUGAACGCUACAGGAUGGAUGAAUACGAAGAUGACGAUGAAGAAGGCAAUUUGGAGAGUGACGAACAUCUGGAGUAUGAAGGCGAGUUUGCGGCCCUGAAGUCAGCUGCCACUUCUGAAAUCCAAGGGAGAACGCGUAGCGGGAAAUCCAUCUAUGAACGAGGCUCAUUCCUCGGAUCUGUUCCAUCGUUUGUCGAGGGUGGUUCAUCCGAGUUCGAAAUGAGCAUAAUGAAGAGCGACUACCGAAGGUCGACUGCUCUGGGUUUCGAGGGAAUAGCUCGAAUCGACUUGUCACCCCUGACGCAAAAAAUCGUCGGCUGCGUUAUCGGCGAAAACGUGACUACGGAGUAUCCAUGGAUGUAUGUGAAGAAGGAGAUAAUCGAGGACAACAUUGACUUACACGAUGAGAGCAGCGACUUCUUGCCGAUUAAGGACGCUGUUACAGAGUUUCCUGGUGCCAAGAUGCUGAUCGGUUACGCACCUUCGAGCAGCGAGAAGGGUCAGUUUUACGUCUGCGUUACAGAAGCAGCCCAAGAUGCGGUACUCGAGAACAUAGAGGCGCUUAGAACAGAGCAGGAAAACCGCGUGCGUAACGCGGUUUAUAAAACUGUUGGAACCUGGACUUCACUCGGAAGUGAGAUCGAGGUUGAUAACGAAAUCCACAAGAAGACACGUCCGCUUUACGAGAUUGAGGUCGAGACGACUUUUGACCUGCUGAACCAGGAGAUGAAUUUCACGGAUCGUGGGGUCAACGAUCAGAGAGACGGUUACGUGGAGCUUAUCUCCGAGAGGGAGCACUUCGAGACAGUAGCUCGCACUGUCGUCGGACGUGGGGAUCAGGUGAAACCCUACUUCAAGGACGUAGAAGCCCAAACCGACCCAUCGAUGCCGAACAAUAUGUGGACGCAGUACGAGUACAAGUGUCCUGUUAUAGAUCCAGCCGCUUUCGACGAGGAGAAGAGCACCACGCUCGCUGAUUUCGUUGAAAAGUACAAGGACGAGGUCUGCGACUAUGUGACAGUUAACGAGAAUUGGGACGUCUACUACAAUGAUUACGUUAGUCUUGUCCGUAACAAGAGGGACACUCACCCUCCGGAAGUGAUCAAGUAUCUGGAACACCAAAGUUACUCGGCUGGGAAACUGUGCAUGGAUCGUGUGAUCAACAGCCUCAAUUGGCAUCCACUGUGGACUGGAACUGCCGCUGCUGCUUACACCUAUCAUAGCAAAGUGGAAACUCUAAGUGGACCGGGAGACAGGGACGAGGUGCGCCGGGCAUGCGAGGGUAACAACAAAGUGCUAAUAUGGUCCUUCACGGACUGUCUAACUCCCAAGUUGGUGCUCGACUCGCCGCGAGAAGUGACUGCAAUCUCGUUUUGUCCGUUAGACGGUAACGUUGUGGUCGGUGGAUGUGCGAACGGCCAGGUAGCGAUUUGGGAUAUAGCCGGUAAGAUUGAGCAGGUGGAAACUGUUGAGGUCAGGACCGCUGCCCAGGUUAAAUACCGGGUCGCUAUGCAGAGUCUCAUGACAUGGAUGAACGAAACCAUGUCGUCAUCCACCAUCAGGCCAGCCGCCAUGUCGAGUCUGCAGCACGGUCAGGUCGCACCGAUCACUGAAAUUGUGUGGCUUCCACCGUACAACAAGCUGGACAAAAACGGGAGGAUCCAGAGCCUUCCGGCCGACACUGACGUCUCCGAGUUGACCUGGCAGUUUGCGACAUCAAGUGAAGACGGGACCGUUGCCAUAUGGGACCUGAAGUACAAACCAUCUGACGCUAGUGACGGUACGGUAAGGACCAAGGUUAAGAGGCAGGUACCUCGACCAGAACCGCUGGUCCAGGCGAUUUCACCGUACAAGCAGUUGGACCGAGUAUUCAAGCCGGACUAUAAGCUCUCGGUGAAAAGGGACGACGUUUUGGUUCCACUUUCCACCGUCAACGUCUACUUCACCACAUUUCCGACGAUCCAGUUGACCGAGGAGGUACCCCGCAUGGACAUUACGACCAGGCGAUAUCACCAGCAAAUUAUCGAAAAACCGGAUUACGAAAUGGAGCCUUUUAUGAUGGUUGGAACCACGGAGGGGGAUCUUAUGCGCAUUAGGUGGGACGGCUACGAGUUCUCCACUGGCAUGAUGGUCAAUGAUGAACCAGCCGUCAUUGACGGACGAAACAAAAUUCACGACGGUCCUGUCACCGUCAUCGCCAGGUCCAAAUACAUCAGGCGGAUCCUGAUCACCAUUGGUGGAAAGGUCUUUGCUCUCUGGAGGGAGGACUGUAUGGAUCCGAUCAUUUGGCGUAAGAGUAAGAUGAAGUACACAGCCUGCUGCUGGGGUUCCUGCAGACCGACGGUGUUUCUCUUGGCACAGAGUGAUGGUACAAUUGAGGUCUGGGACUUGCUGUGUCAGAGCGAGAAGCCGGCGUUUACUCAGAGCGUUUCGGGCAGGAACAUAACGGGGCUAGUCACGCACAGUCUCUACUUGAACCCCCGCUGCAUUGCGUUUUCCGACUACAAUGGCACCCUCAGGGUCUUCACUGCCCCGGACGUUCUGAUGCACUUUGUCGAGAGCGAUACCAGGUGGCUGGAGCAAUUUGUUGACCGAGAAGUCGACCGCGUUAAAGAGUUCAAGGAAUGGCAGACUCGCUGGAAUGAUACCAACCUGGAGAACGUUGAGAGGAAGCGAAAACUCGCCGAGAUUGAUGCUGAGAAACAACGACUCGUCGAGGUUGAGAAAAGAAAACGGGAAAUGGAGGAGGCCGCCAUCCAGAUUCGCGAAAGUCGAGCUAAGCGGAACGUGCGAAGCAACCCGGAAGAGUUUCUGGCGCGAGCUAGAGAACGUUGGAAAGCGAUGGAGCUCAGGCGAAUGCAGAGAGUGAUACUCGACAAGAAGGGUCUGCGAAAAGACGAACUUGAGAAGCAACGAGCACCGAUGAUGAUGCUGAGGGAGGAGGUCCACCGCAAGAAGCGGAAGAUAAAGAAGAUCUUGCAGACCCAGGACAAGAUCUUCGAGGACUCGAUAGCCUUCUUGUUCCCUGAUCAGUACCGGGAGAAAGGACCAACAGUUUCGUCGAAGCCGCCGGCUGCUUCGCGCAAGAAAUCCGUACCUGAAGAGGCGGAUGAAUUGGCGCAGCUGCUGAAGGACAAGGAGGACCAGCCACUCGUUGCCCAGUUUCAGACCCGGGCAGAAAAAUUCAUCUUCGAGUUUCUCGAGACCCAAGCUGAAGCGCUUGAGAUGAUACGACGAAAUCCGUACAAGCCGACCUUCGUAUGGAGGAAAGUACUCACUGAGGGAAAGUACAGACGGAAGGUUAUGGACCUGCAACUCACUCGGCGAAACGGGCAUCGCAGGGACUAUAUGCAUAUGAAGAGCAUCAAGGAGGCUGCCAGAGGCAGCGCCAAGGCUGGCAUGGUUUGGUUCACUUCUGAAGUCAAACACUACGAUACCGAUGACCAGGAACAGGAACAGGAACGGGAUCAGGAUCAGGAUCAGGAUCAGGAUCAGGAUCAGGAUUCGAUAGAGUUUCUCGAGUUGGCAUUCACUUUGUUCGUCGUGAUAAAACGGACGCUUUUGGCCAUGUGGACUUCCGGUGGUUCCAGAAUUCCUUCAAGUUCUUCGCUUAAUUUUUGCAAGUAUCGCAAAUAA